GUCGGAACCCGAGGCUUCAGGCGAGAGUGCGCGAGACCGUGGCCCAGUGCAGCUGGGGCCCAGCCGGAGCCCUUUCCCGCCGCCUCUUCUCACCCCGUCCCGGCCCAGCCCCCGCCCCCAGCCAGGCCUGGUUCGGCCUCCCCGCGGAGUCUCGCGGCCGCCCCGGGGACGAUGAACGGAGGAUAAAUGGUGCCCAAGGCAGACAGCGGUGCCUUCCUGCUGCUCUUCCUGCUCGUGCUUACAGUCACCGAGCCGCUCCGACCAGAGCUGCGGUGCAACCCUGGGCAGUUUGCCUGUCACAGCGGCAUCAUCCAGUGCAUCCCCCUCCCCUGGCAGUGUGACGGCUGGGUGACUUGUGAGGAUGAGAGCGAUGAAGCCAACUGUCCAGAAGUGACUGGGGAUUCACGUCCUUACCAUGGGAAGGAGGCUGUGGAUCCGAGGCAGGGGCGGGCCCGAGGUGGCGACCCCACCCAUUUCCACGCAGUGAAUGUGGCGCAGCCUGUUCGUUUCAGCAGUUUCCUAGGGAAGUGCCCAACAGGAUGGCACCACUAUGAAGGCACGGCCAGCUGCUACAGGGUCUACCUGAACGGGGAAAACUACUGGGAUGCUGCACAAACCUGCCAGCGCGUCAAUGGCUCCCUUGCCACCUUCUCCACUGACCAGGAGCUGCGCUUCGUCCUGGCCCAGGAAUGGGACCAGCCAGAGCGGAGUUUUGCUUGGCAGGACCAGCACAAGUUGUGGGUUGGCUACCAGUAUAUUGUCACCAGCCGGAACCGCUCCUUAGGAGGCCACUGGGAGGUAGCAUUCAAAGGUUCCUCAGAGGUGUUCCUGCCCCCAGACCCCAUCUUUCCCUUGGCCAUGUCUGAAAGUGACAACGUGUUCUGUGCCCAGCUCCAGUGCUUCCACUUCCCCACCCUCCGCCACCACGGCCUGCACUGCUGGCAUGCUGAGAACUGCUAUGAGAAGUCUUCAUUUCUCUGUAAAAGAAGUCAAACGUGUGUUGACAUCAAGGACAAUGUGGUGGAUGAAGGGUUCUACUUCACCCCCAAAGGAGAUGACCCGUGCCUGAGCUGCACCUGCCAUGGAGGGGAGCCAGAGAUGUGCGUGGCUGCCCUCUGUGAACGGCCCCAGGGCUGCCAGCAGUACCGCAAGGACCCCAAGGAGUGCUGCAAGUUCAUGUGUCUGGACCCAGAUGGGAAUAGCCUGUUCGACUCCAUGGCCAGUGGGAUGCGUCUCAUUGUUAGCUGCAUCUCCUCCUUUCUCAUCCUGUCCCUGCUGCUUUUUAUGGUCCACCGGCUACGCCAGAGACGCCGGGAACGCAUUGAGUCCCUGAUUGGAGCAAACCUGCACCACUUCAACCUUGGCCGAAGGAUCCCCGGCUUUGAUUAUGGCCCGGACGGGUUCGGCACAGGCCUCACACCGCUACACCUUUCUGAUGAUGGAGAAGGCGGGACUUUCCACUUCCAUGACCCUCCGCCCCCCUACACUGCGUACAAGUACCCAGACAUUGACCAGCCUGAUGACCCACCGCCACCCUAUGAGGCCUCCAUCAACCCUGACAGCGUGUUCUACGACCCUGCAGAUGACGAUGCUUUUGAGCCAGCAGAGGCCAGCCCACCGACCCCAGGGCAUGGUGACAGUGACGGUGCAUUGACCCGGCGUCUGGAGCAGCCUCUGCCCACUGCACGGGUCUCCCUGGCAGACCUGGAAGACUCAGCCAACAGUAGCAGUGCCCUGCUUGUGCCCCCUGACCCCACCCAGAGUGGGAUCCCCCCUGCCACAGAGGCACUGCCAGGGGGUGGCUGCCAGAGCCGCAGUUCCCUCAAUACCGUGGUGUAGAGGAUCCCAGCCCAUGGCCUCAAGGGGCAUGGAGCACCUGUUUGCUUUCAAGAAAACUGAUUCCCAUGGAGACUUGAAGGGCCUGAGUGAGCCCGGACUUGGCUGCACUGCUACACCCCCCCGAAGGCGUGCCUGUGCAUCUAGAGAUGGCACCAGCCUCCCAAGGGAGCACCUGCAUCGAGUCUCCUUGAGGGCUUCAAAGACAGACAUAGCUUUGGGUCACUGUCUUUUUCUUUUUAAAUGACAGAAGAAUGAUAAAGUUUGUUCAUACCACACGUUUCAGAAAUAGGGAACAAAGAAGGCACUGUGGGCCUGGGUGGAGGCCAAACCAUAUCCGGCUUUGGUGGGCUUGCUCGUGGCAGUUUGUCGUCCAGGGGAGCCUGCCGCCCACCCACCAAGCCCCAGAGCUGCUGCGGAGCACCUUGCUGGCCACUGCUCAGAAAGGCACUUCCGGGCACCAGUGUUUGUGGACUGUCAGGAUAGUCUAGUCAGUGGGUUGCUACAGUGGCUGCUGUGGGGGUGGCCCCCCACAGGUCCAGCCUGAACAUCAAGGAUGACCCUACCUAGGCUGGAGACUAGCCAGGAGCUCUGGUGCCCAAGACCCUAAGAAUGGGAGCAUGGAAGGAGGUUGAACUCUCCACUCUGUCUUUCCAGCUAGGCUCUGCGAAGCCCAGUUCUAUGCCAGAAAGCCCUAUCCCUAGUUCCUCAGAUUUCUCCCUGACAUUGCUGUGCAUGGCCUCCCCACCAGGAGGCAGCUCUGGAGCUGGGCUGAGGCCCUUAGCCAUGCAUGAGUAUCCUGGCCCUAGAUCCUCUGCUGGGGCUUCGGGGCUAAGCUGGCUCCUCUCUGGAGCCCCCUUCCUAUUGAAUUUGCCCCUGGGCCUGGCCUGCCCCACCCCACCUUUUUUGUGCCAUAAAGGGUUGUUUCUUUGUGGGGAGAGGUGGCUGAAAUUAACAUCCUGGGCUGUGUCCACCUCCUGAAAGUCCACUUGCACACCACCACCACCACUAGAGCUGAGUGCCUGGUGGCUGCAUGCCACCUUCCUGUCCUUAGCAGCACAGAGUGCUGGGUGCCCUGCCCAGGGGCCUUUGACCGAGGGACCCUGUUGCCUACUGGGCAGUGGUUUCGUCUCCUAACACCAGGCUUUUAGCAUUUCUGAGGUUUGGAGAUUAAGCGGGUUCUGUGCGAUUUUUUAGCACAUCCAUAUCUUUUCUACGUUGAAUGUCUAGAUCUUUUUGUGUGCGGGUGUGUCUCUGUGUGUGUGUGUAUGUGUGUGUGUAUAUAUAUAUGUCCAAGUGUUUGCAGGUGGUGAUGGUACAUGAGAACUCAGUCUUUGAUUUUCUGGGCCAGCAUGGCCUUUUGGGUGGCACUGAGUCAUGGUUGAAUCUGUGCCUGUUCUGAGAACAGACCCCAACUCCUGGUUCCUCUUUCAGCCUUUCCAUACCAGCAUGCGGCAAGGGAGAGCUGACUUAAAGUGGGUGCUUCUGUGGUGGUCUGGUGACAGACCUCGGAAGUACAGCCCAGUUCUAGGCACAUUCUCACACUUCAGUUGGAAACUUGUUUUCUUCCAAUGUGGAAUGAGAUUCUUGAAUUGCCCCACAAGGCUGACCAGAGGUGUGUUUUGUCACAACUGUCUGUCCUUGGGCUUGUCCCACAGGAAGUGGUGUGUGCUCCCCUUGCCAAAGGGCUGCUACUUUGAGAAUGGCAUCCUGGGCACGUGUGCCCCACCCUGGCUGCUGAAAACAAAGCAGGAAAUGUGUGGUGCCUCCAAUGUGUGCUGGGCGCAGGGCAGCCGAAUUUUAGAACAGCAGUGACAGGCCUUGUUGGUGUAGGGUUAGGGUCCUGAGUGGGCCUACUUUGAAAUGACCACCCCAAAGGUGCCCUGUAGGAUCUAGCCUCCACAGCACAGGGUCACCCCCAUCCCAUUGUCUAUGGCUCAGGCCUCAACUAUGUACAGGGCAGUUGCUGGCACUAGAUGUGUGGGACUGGGGAACUUUUGUGGACCGAAGGACUGCUGGGGACAGGCAUACUGGAGGUACUAAGGAUAGGGUGGGUCUGCUUCUGGACAGGCCAGGGUUUUGUUAAAGGGUAUUCAGCCCACCGGACAUCUAUGGGUUGGACAGAAGGUUGCCUGCUGCCCACUGUGUCUCCGGGAGCUGGAGGAUGGUUGUGAGGACAUCAGAGGAACAGGUGUAGUCUGCCUGGCUGACUGUGGCCUGUCCAGUCACCACCCUUUGUAAGGUCUGAUUGUGCUCCAUGGUCCAACCCUGGCUGAGACUCUUGUGUUCCUGUGAGAGGAGGGUUCCCCACCCUAUGCACACUGGGCCUCCAGGGGAACAGGCAAGGUCUUGGGAGGGCCUCCUCCCCCAGGACCUGACCUACCUGGUGGAGGUGAGAGUCGAAUCUGUACAUUGUCUCAAUGCCAGUUUUUUAUGUUUUCCUUUCACUAAGGGUUUUUAGUUUGGGUUUACUUUUGGUUGGGUUGGCACUAAUCCUUAAAAUGCUGUGAGAACCAUUUCAUCCAAAUGCCAAAUAAAUUUGUGUUCUGGAAGAGGUGUAGUCCU
This is a messenger RNA of Molossus molossus (Pallas's mastiff bat), 4401 nucleotides long. It is a transcript of the gene DGCR2, whose product is annotated as DiGeorge syndrome critical region gene 2. Gene Ontology annotation, molecular function: protein binding. The record is from RefSeq and is a predicted model, not a curated record. Bases 187 to 1839 code for a protein of 550 amino acids. Gene Ontology annotation, cellular component: membrane. The transcript is spliced from 10 exons. NCBI's taxonomy places the organism in Eukaryota, Metazoa, Chordata, Mammalia, Chiroptera, Molossidae.